Messenger RNA from Artibeus jamaicensis (Jamaican fruit-eating bat), 3072 nucleotides. RefSeq names its product immunoglobulin superfamily DCC subclass member 3 (gene IGDCC3). Bases 1 to 2457 code for a protein of 818 amino acids. Gene Ontology annotation, molecular function: protein binding. The transcript has 14 exons. Gene Ontology annotation, biological process: cell-cell adhesion; axon guidance. Lineage: Eukaryota; Metazoa; Chordata; Mammalia; Chiroptera; Phyllostomidae. Gene Ontology annotation, cellular component: plasma membrane; axon. The record is from RefSeq and is a predicted model, not a curated record.
AUGGCCGCUCCGCGCGCCGCGCCCCCGCGCCGCCCGCCCGCGCCGCGCCGGCCGUGGCUCCCGCUGCCGCUCCUGCUGCUGCUGCUGCUGCUGCCGCCGCCCGCGCCGAGCGCAGGUCUUGACCACUCUGCCGAACUGGCGUUUGCUGUGGAGCCAAGCGAUGAUGUGGCCGUCCCCGGGCAGCCUGUAGUGCUGGGCUGCAGGGUGGAUGGGACCCCUCCGGUGCGAAUCACCUGGAGGAAGAAUGGGGUGGAGCUGUCAGAGAGUGCCCACACCACCGUGCUGGCCAACGGGUCCUUGAUGAUUCCUCACUUCCUGCUGGAUCGAGGAGGAGGCAGCCCUUCAGACGAAGGUGACUAUGAGUGCGUGGCUCAGAACCGCUUUGGGCUGGUGGUCAGCCGGAAGGCUCGCAUCCAGGCUGCAACCAUGUCAGACUUCCACGUGCACCCCCAGGCCAUCGCGGGUGAGGAGGGCGGUGUCGCCCGCUUCCAGUGCCAAAUCCAUGGACUCCCCAAACCCCUGAUCAUGUGGGAGAAGAACAGAGUCCCCAUCGAUACGGACAACGAGAGGUACACACUGCUGCCCAAGGGCGUCCUGCAGAUCACAGGACUUCGCGCUGAGGACAGUGGCGUCUUCCACUGUGUGGCCUCGAACAUUGCCAGUGUCCGUGUCAGCCACGGGGCCAGGCUCACCGUGUCAGGCUCGGGCUCUGGGGCCUACAAGGAGCCUAUGAUCCUCGUGGGGCCUGAGAACCUCACCCUGACCGUUCACCAGACCGCAGUGCUGGAGUGUGUCGCCACGGGCAACCCGCGCCCCAUUGUGUCCUGGAGCCGCCUGGACGGCCGCCCCAUUGGGGUGGAGGGCAUCCAGGUGCUGGGCACCGGGAACCUCAUCAUCUCAGACGUGACCGUCCAGCACUCGGGUGUCUAUGUCUGCGCGGCCAACAGGCCUGGCACCCGGGUGAGAAGAACAGCACAGGGCCGGCUGGUGGUGCAAGCCCCAGCAGAGUUUGUCCAGCACCCCCAGUCCAUCUCCAGGCCAGCUGGGACCACCGCCAUGUUCACUUGUCAAGUGCAGGGCGAGCCGCCCCCUCACGUCACGUGGUUGAAGAACGGCCAGGUGCUGGGGCCCGGGGGCCACGUCAGGCUCAAGAAUAACAACAGCACCCUCACCAUUUCUGGAAUCGGCCCCGAAGAUGAGGCCAUCUACCAGUGUGUGGCCGAGAACAGUGCUGGCUCCUCACAGGCCAGUGCCAGGCUGACCGUACUGUGGGCCGAGGGGCUGCCCGGGCCCCCCAUCAACGUGCGAGCAGUCUCCGUAUCCUCCACUGAGGUCCGUGUGUCCUGGAAUGAGCCCCUGGUCAACACCGAGGAGAUCAUCGGCUAUGUCCUGCACAUCAGGAAGGCUGCGGACCCACCAGAGCUGGAGUAUCAGGAAGCGGUGAGCAAGAGCACCUUCCAGCACCUGGUGAGCGACCUGGAGCCCUCCACAGCCUACAGCUUCUACAUCAAGGCCUACACGCCACGGGGGGCCAGCUCAGCCUCACCCCCCACGCUGGUCAGCACCCUUGGUGAAGCCCCCGCCCCUCCCCCAUUGUCAGUGCGAGUCCUGGGCGGCUCCACCCUGCAGCUGCUGUGGGAGCCCUGGCCCCGGCUAGCCCAGCACGAGGGCGGCUUCAAGCUGUUUUACCGCCCAGCCAGCAAGGCCUCCUUCACCGGCCCCAUCCUUCUGCCUGGAACUGUCUCCUCCUACAACCUCAGCCAGCUCGAUCCCACUGCGGUGUACGAGGUGAAGCUGCUUGCCUACAACCAGCACGGCGAUGGCAAUGCCACGGUCCGCUUUGUGUCUUUGAGAGGGGCUUCUGAGAGGACAGCCCUGAGCCCACCAUGUGACUGCCGGAAGGAGGAAGCCACCAACCAGAUGUCCACCACAGGCAUUGUCAUCGGCAUCCACAUCGGGGUCACCUGCAUCAUCUUCUGUGUCCUCUUCCUCCUGUUUGGCCAAAGGGGCAGGGUCCUCCUGUGUAAGGAUGUAGAAAACCAGCUGUCCCCUCCUCAGGGCCCCCGGGGCCAGAGGGACCCUGGCGUCCUGGCACUGAAUGGGGCCAGACUGGGAGAUCGGGGCCACCUGAGCCGAGACGAGAAACGAGUGGACAUGAAGGAACUGGAGCAGCUGUUCCCCUCGGGUGGGGCCGCAGGCCAGCCCGACCCCAGACCCAACCCCAGACCCAUGCAGGAUCCGGUGGCCCCUGCCCUGUGUGAGGAGACCCAGCUCUCCACGCUGCCCCUUCAGGGGUUCAGCCUCCAGGAGGAGAGGACUUCGGAGGCCAAGGCUCCACGUGCAGGCCCCGAAGCUGCACCCUCACCCCAGGACAAAGGCUCCGGCCUCCUCAGUGAAGGACAAGCUGCCCCGCCUUGCUCAGCACCAGCUGCCCAGUCAGCUCUCUUGGGACAGUAGCCAGUGUCUGGCCCACUCCAGAGGGGGCAACCCCCCAUUCUCAGGUCAAAGGCAAGACUUUCCUGUCAUGUGGGACGUGGAUGGGGGCCUCCCCGAGUUUCUGGCUGCCCCGCAGGUUGUCCAGACCUAAAGAAGCCUCAGCAGGGAGCCCCCGCACCGGCACCCGGAGGGGUCGCUGCAGGAGUCCUCCCUGGGGCUGAUACCCCCUCACCUCCGCCUGGUACCCACGUGACUUGGAACUGAACUAAUGUUUUCUUUAAAAAAAACUUAAAAUGGAAAAAAAAAAAAGAAGAAGAGAAGAGAGAGGAAGGUGAAUCAGACUCCCAAACCUUGCCCCUGCUGUGGCCGGGCCCUGACACUGUCACCCCCACCGACCUUGUUUUCUCAGGAUGGAUUUUGCUGUUUGGUUCUCAGCACCUACCUCAGCCGGAAUGAAUGUCCUUGAGGGAGCGGCUCGGCCUUAGGCCCCUCCCCGACAGAGCCCCGAAUGCACUCCUACCUCAAGCCCCUUGACGGGCAGCCCCUCUUUCCUCCCCACAUUGUUGUCCAGAGUUUUAAAAAAAAAAAAACCCACAAAAAAAAAGCACUUCCCUAUUUCCAGGUGUGAAAGAAACC